GCCAAUUAGGAAUGACGGGGUGAUUCUGGGGGGAAACCGGGUGUUUCCGCACAAUGCACCUCCACUACAUUCCCUUUGGAGAGCAAGAUGGGCGGCAAAGGGAAGGAAGGAAGGAAGUAGAAAGGAAAAUAAGUGGCUGAGUGUCCAUAAAGCAUCAUUCAAAAGAAGGCAAUAACCUUCGCAACUUAGAAAGGAUCAUGGAUCACCUGGCUUCAUUCAGCAGUGACCCUUUUGACAAGCCACCAUGCCGAGGGUGUUCCUCUUACCUUGCGGAACCUUACAUCAAAUGUGCAGAAUGCAGUCCGCCUCCUUUUCUGCUAUGCUUGCAGUGCUUCACAAGAGGAUUUGAAUAUAAGAAGCAUCAGAGUGACCAUUCCUAUGAAAUAAUGACCUCUAAUUUCCCCGUCCUCGAUCCUACCUGGACCGCUCAAGAAGAAAUGGCUCUUCUGGAAGCAGUGAUGGACUGUGGCUUUGGAAAUUGGCAAGAUGUCGCCAAUCAGAUGAGCACAAAGACGAAAGAAGAGUGUGAAAAGCAUUACAUGAAACAUUUCAUCAAUAACCCCCUUUUUGCAUCCUCCUUAUUACAUCUGAAGCAGGCAGGGGAGAAGCAGCAAACCAGCUUAGCCAUUCCGUUUUACGCAACUGAAGAUCCUCCCCGACCUACUUUUGAUUCCCUUCUUUCUAGAGAUAUGGCAGGAUACAUGCCAGCCAGGGCUGAUUUCAUUGAGGAGUUUGACAAUUAUGCUGAAUGGGAUUUAAGAGAUAUAGAUUUCGUGGAGGAUGACUCAGAUCUUUUACAUGCUUUGAAGAUUGCAGUCGUAGAUAUCUAUCACUCUCGGUUAAAGGAAAGGCAAAGACGGAAAAAAAUCAUAAAAGACCAUGGACUCAUCAAUCUCAGAAAGUUUCAGAUUCUGGAAAGAAGAUACCCAAAGAAAGUUCAAGAUCUCUAUGAGUCCAUGAGGCGUUUUGCAAGAAUAUUAGGACCAACGGAACACGAUAAAUUCAUAGAGAGCCAUGCGCUGGAGUUUGAGCUGCGAACCGAAAUCAAACGCCUACAGGAAUACAGGGUAGCAGGAAUCACCAAUUUCUGCAGUGCGAGGACUUACGACCAUCUCAAGAAGGUCCGGGAAGAGGAGCGACUAAAACGCACCAUGCUUUCCGAAGUCCUGCAGUACAUCCAGGACAGCAACGCCUGCCAGCAGUGGCUCAGCCGGCAAGCUGACAUCGAUUCCGGCCUGAGUCUCACAGUACCAAUUACGUCAAAUUCAGGUAGAAGAAGCGCCCCUCCGUUGAACCUCACCGGUCUCCCUGGAACAGAAAAACUGAACGAGAAGGAAAAAGAGCUCUGUCAAAUCGUACGGUUGGUCCCUGGAGCAUACUUAGAGUACAAAGCCGCCUUAGUCAACGAGUGCCACAAACAAGGAGGCCUGAGACUAGCCCAGGCCCGGGCCCUGAUCAAGAUCGACGUGAACAAGACCAGGAAGAUCUACGACUUCCUCAUCCGAGAAGGAUCCAUCACCAAAGCCUAACAG
Molecule: messenger RNA, 1532 nt
Organism: Pseudonaja textilis
Lineage: Eukaryota; Metazoa; Chordata; Lepidosauria; Squamata; Elapidae
Source: RefSeq, a predicted model, not a curated record